CGCAUGCGCGCCAACUGUCAGUCGAACCACAAACUAGAACUGCUAUAACCACGCGCCCUCUAACGCAAGAUUUUAAUUUUUUUUACGACUUUAAAUACAGCUAACUAAUGUCGUACACUAAAGUAAUACCAGGUCUAGUCAGGGCAAAUUCUGACAAUAUCAAGAGAAUAUGCUUGUCUCAGGGGAGAUUUCGGUCCACGAUCGCAUCCAAGCAACGUAAGGAGGUUGAAGGAGGGAAAGAAGAGCAGCAACUUGUUGAGUGCACCGUGGUGAAAGCUGUUCAAGCAGACCUCAUCAGCCAAACAAAAAAUAACACCGAUGCUCAAACACGGAAGAUCGCAAUCGACUUUGAUAAUACACAUGAAGCGUAUAAAAGUAAAGAUAACAUUGAGCUGCUUAGAAGUCUGUUGGUCUUCAAGCUUUGCACAUUCGACUUCCUCGUUGACAAGAACAAGGAGUUGAUGGACCUCACCAAGAAGGUGUUUGGCAAGCGGCUGUUUGAGASGCUGAUGAAGAUGACGUUCUAYGGGCAGUUUGUGGCUGGRGAGGACCACAACUCCAUCAAGCCUCUGAUCCAUAAGAACCAGGCCUUUGGCGUGGGGUCAGUCCUAGAUUACAGUGUGGAGGAGGACCUGACGCAAGAGGAGGCAGAGAAGAAGGAGAUGGACUCCUGUGUGUCUGAAGCUGAGAAAGAAAGUCCAGUKCCAGCUGGAGAACACUUUGUAAUGCAGGAACAUGACUACAGCGUUGACCACCGUGAGAAGAAGUACAAGGCCCACCGUCAGUUUGGGGACCGUCGUGGGGGCGUGGUCAGUGCCAGGACCUACUUCUAUGCUGACGAGGCCAAGUGUGACGCCCAGAUGGAGACCUUCCUGAACUGCAUCAAAGCGUCAGGGGGGGCAUCUGUAGAUGGAUUUUCUGCCAUUAAGAUGACUGCCUUGGGCCGCCCACAGUUUCUGCUCCAGUUCUCAGAGGUGCUGGUGAAAUGGAGGAGGUUCUUCAACCUCCUAGCAGCACAGCAGGGGAAGUCUGGCAUGGAUGCACUGGAGCAGAAACUGGAACUGGAACAGCUGAAGGAGAGUUUGACUAAGCUGGGUGUUGGAAAUAAAGACGAGAUUGAGAACUGGUUUACUGGAGAGAAACUGGGCUCAUCAGGAACAAUAGACCUCCUGGACUGGAAUAGCUUGAUCAACGACAGAACAAAGAUCUCAAACCUGCUCGUCAUUCCCAACGUUGAGAAUGGUCAGCUGGAGCCUCUGUUGAGGAAGUUCACUGUUGAAGAGGAGAAACAGAUGAAGAGGAUGCUGCAGAGAGUGGAUGUUCUGGCCAAGCAUGCGGUGGACAACGGGGUGAGGCUGAUGGUGGACGCUGAGCAGACAUACUUCCAGCCGGCCAUCAGCAGACUGACCCUGGAGAUGCAGAGGCUCUUCAACAGAGAGAAGCCCAUCAUCUUCAACACCUACCAGUGCUACCUCAAGGAAGCGUAUGACAAUGUGUCUGUGGACGUGGAGCUGUCCCGGCGUGAGGGCUGGUACUUUGGGGCCAAGCUGGUUCGCGGAGCCUACAUGUACCAGGAGAGGAGCAGAGCGGAGGAAAUCGGUUAUGAGGACCCCAUCAACCCAGAUUACGAGGCCACCAAUAGAAUGUACCACAAGUGUUUAGAGUUUGUGUUGGAGGAGAUCGACAACAACAGAAAGGCUAAUGUCAUGGUGGCGUCACACAACGAGGACACUGUCAAAUUCACCCUGGGAAAGAUGAACGAGAUGGGUCUGUCCCCCACUGAGAAAAAGGUCUAUUUUGGACAGCUGCUCGGCAUGUGUGACCAGAUAAGCUUCCCUCUAGGCCAGGCUGGAUUCCCAGUGUACAAGUACGUCCCCUACGGCCCAGUCAACGAGGUCAUCCCCUACCUGUCUCGCCGUGCCYUGGAGAACAGGGGCUUCAUGAAGGGAUCCCAGAGGGAGCGCAGCCUGCUGUGGAAGGAGCUCAAACGCAGGCUGCUCAACGGACAGAUCCUCUACAAGCCUGUGUACUGACUGAGCUGACUGACUGAGCUGCCUGACUGUCUGGCACACCAGCACUCUGCCCCUUUAAAACAUUCCAGUGUCUUAACUGAACCUGCCCUGGUCACAAUGGAGGAACCYUAACUGCCACUUAAAUGGAAUUUUCACAUAGUCAUGCACUGAUAUCAAUGGGAGACUAAAGUGAAAAUUUGACUUAAAGUAAGUGGAAGUUAGUGUUUACCCCUGUGGCUUUAGAAUGUACUGUAGAUAGGUGUGUCUAGUACUGAGAUAUGAUCCUAAUGCCAAGUGACCCUCUACCUACCUUUUGCUCUAUUUAUUGCUGUUGAAAGUGUCCUUAUUAUAUACGAUGAUCUAUAUCCACUGCUUUUGUCAUGGUUCAGUGGCUUGCGAAAGUAUUCACCCCCGUGGUAUUUUUCUUAUUUUGUUGCCUUAUAACCUGGAAUUAAAAUUGAU
This is a messenger RNA of Salvelinus sp. IW2-2015, 2474 nucleotides long. RefSeq names its product proline dehydrogenase 1, mitochondrial. Gene Ontology annotation, molecular function: FAD binding; proline dehydrogenase activity. NCBI's taxonomy places the organism in Eukaryota, Metazoa, Chordata, Actinopteri, Salmoniformes, Salmonidae. Gene Ontology annotation, cellular component: mitochondrion. The record is from RefSeq and is a predicted model, not a curated record.